AUGUCCAAAGCAGCUCCCGCCAAAACACCGGCGGCUACGGCCCCGCCUGCCGGAUGCUCCCUGGACAUCAACGACCCCCAGGUCCAGAAAGCGGCUAUUCGCAUCCAGGCCUCUUGCCGGGGCCACAGGUCCCGAAAGGAGCUACGAGAGAAGGGGCCUCCGCGAGUGCUGGAGCCGCUGGAAGACGUGGUGCUGCUGGAGGGCAGCGCGGCCAAGCUGACUUGCCGCAUUUCGGCUUUCCCGGACCCAUUCAUCCGCUGGAGCAAGGACGGCAAAGAGCUGCGCGACGGGCCCAAGUAUCGCUACAUCUUCGAGGACCCCGACGUCGUCGCAUUGGUGGUGCGCGACGGCGAGCUGGCGGACUUGGGCCAGUACAGCAUCAGCGUAACCAACCCGUUGGGCCAGUGCUCCGACUCCGCGCGCAUCCUCGUGGAAGUCCCGGCGAAAAUUCAAAAGGGACCAGAUAACACCAAGGCGCGCAAAGGCGCUACGGUGACGCUGACGGCGGAGAUCAUGGGCGAGCCUGCGCCCGACGUGGGCUGGACCAAGGACGGGAAGGACAUAGAGGAGGACGACAGGGUGUACUUCGAGGUCGGCAGCACCAACACCACGCUGACCAUCCGCCGGGCCACGCCCCAGGACAGCGGCAGGUACGAGGUGUACGUGGAGAACAGCCUGGGCAUGGACCAGAGCUUUGCUCGCGUGGACGUGGCCUGAAAGGGACCCUCGGAGUUUUCGCUCUGUUUCCAAGCCCCGGGGUGGGUGGCACCAACAACCCCCCCUCCAUCUCGCUUAAUAAAGCUGCUUUCUCUGACCUUC
Messenger RNA from Miniopterus natalensis, 819 nucleotides. It is a transcript of the gene SPEGNB, whose product is annotated as SPEG neighbor. Gene Ontology annotation, molecular function: protein binding. Lineage: Eukaryota; Metazoa; Chordata; Mammalia; Chiroptera; Miniopteridae. The record is from RefSeq and is a predicted model, not a curated record.